ACUGAAACCAUGGUUGAGACCCGUAGUGGGAAGAGCACUAGCCCCUACACCCAGGCAGCAACAAGAGAAGAUGGCCGCGUUAGUGAGAGAAAAUAAGGAAAGGAAGUUGAAGGCGAUCGCAGAGGAGCAGGCGACGAAGAGGAAGAAAUUGGAGGAAGAGAUGAUGAGGAUUCAGCAAGAGGAGGAAGAAAAGAGAAAGGCUGCCGAAGAGGAAGCAGCAGAAGAAGAAGAAAAGGGGAGAAGACAUAUAGAGGAGAGAGGAGAAAGCAGUGGCACGGCAAAUGAGGAUGCCGCAAUGGAGAAGAAGAUCAACGAGUGGAUAGCUAAUUUAUCGUUGGGGGAGGAUGAGGAGGCAGAGUUCUAUGUGCCCCAGGACGAGAGGGAUGCGUUAGCCCAAGAGCUAGCAGCAAUGGAGGACCCCCUGGAAAGACAAGAAAGAGAGGAGGAGAAAAAGUUGGAGAGGAAAUCGAGAAUGAAGAGGGAAAAGAAGAGAAGGAGGGAUGAGGUUAACAGGUUGCCCGCAGAGGUGGCGAAGAUGAAGGAUUGUAGGCAGGAGGUGGAGGCUCAGGCAAACGACUCGGCCAAAUGUGAUAAGGUGUUGGGGUACCUGGAGGUGUUGAGCGCAGUUUGGAUGGAGGAACGCCAAGCCAAUAGAGCUCAAGAGGUAGCCCUGAAGGCCAUGCGGUCCGGUUUUCGGGAUUUUGCGCGCGAGAUGGUUACCCACAUUGGAGGGGAAGUCAGGCGGUUGAGAGACAACGUGGGGAAGUUCUGUGAGGGUGCCAUUGAGGGCGCCAAAGUAGUAGCCGCUGCUGAGGGCGAGGCCAGACCUCGCAGAGAACCAGUCAAACUUAAGUUCCCCGAUGCUUAUGGUGGGAAAUCUGACGAGAACUUCGAUAACUGGGAGGCUAGCGUAAACCGUUACGUGUACUUACAGCACAUCGUACAGGACGAUCAGGUCCUGGUAGCCUUCCAGGCCCUCAAGGACGAAGCGGCUAGUUUUGCUAGGUCUCUCGCGCGCGCGGCCGGUUGUGAAAACAACAUGGUCGCCUAUUCCAAGGUUACCCUUCUCCCUCAAUUCUUCAAGCUCCUUAGGGAGCGAUUCGCUGAUCUCCGCAGAGGCGUUAGAGCCUUGGGUAAGCUCCAAACCAUCCACUCACGACAGUGGAGGAAUGCCAAGGCACUCAAGGCCGUAAUGGACGACCUGGUGGCCGUCCCGGACCAUGGGGUGAUUGAGUCCCAGUUGGUCCAGUUAUUUUAUCGUGCCAUGCCAGAGCCCCUGCGUGGGCACUUCUUUGACAAAUCCCAACAGCCCACCAUGACGUACGAUGUGCUCAGUAGAGAGGUGGUGUUGUUUGAGGCCAUGUCCAUGCCAGUUACCACUUUCUGGCAUAAGGACUUAGACAAGGGGAAGAAGUGGAAAGGUCGUACCAUCUCAGGCCAAGUGAAGGCCAAGGAUCAUAUGAUCCUUACCUUAGAGGAAGGUGGUACAGAUAAGGUCCCAUACAGUCAGAUCGAAUGGGGCCUUGAGGAGGAGGACAGUAGUGUGGGACAGGGGAGGUCCUAUGCUGCUGUCGCGGCUGGAGGGAGGCCGCAAGGUAGAAGAGUAGGCCAGAGCCAAAGGAGCCAGGCCAUGGGAGGCCGAGGACCGGGCGCACAGGGGGUUAGCGGACAAGGGAACCACCAAGUGGGAGGUAGGGGUCAAGGUCCCCCGCCAAAUCGCCAGGGUUCUUGUCGGUCCCCACAGCGACGAGGUGGAAGGUCCCCUCAAGGAGGAUGGCACCUAGGCUUGCCACAAGUAGUUUAUCUACAUGAUAUACGAGUCUUCAGCAAGACCCUCCAGGAGCAUCAGGGUCAUUUGAGGCAAGUCUUGGAGAAGCUACGAGAGGCUAGCUUCAAGAUUAACGCAAAGAAGUGCGAGUGGGCCAAGACGCAAGUCCUGUACUUGGGCCACGUAUUAGACGGGGAUGGCAUUAAGCCAGAGGACAGCAAGAUAGCGGCAAUUAGAGAUGGGAUGACGCCCAGCACAUUGACGGAGUUGCGAUCGUUCCUAGGCCUAGCCAACUACUAUAGAAAGUUCGUAAGGAACUUCUCUACAAUCGCCGCUCCCUUGCGCCAGUUGCUUUAGAAAGAGGCAAUCAGGCAAUGGGACAAAGAUUGUACGUCUGCGCUAAAGAGAAUGAAGCGCGCGUUAAUAG
This is a messenger RNA of Chara braunii, 2195 nucleotides long. NCBI's taxonomy places the organism in Eukaryota, Viridiplantae, Streptophyta, Charophyceae, Charales, Characeae. The record is from the annotation of a GenBank genome assembly.